AUGAUUGACAAAUUUUUAUCGUAUAAACUUGCCACUUCAAAAGGUGAGAAACCUUUCAUAGGUGAAGCACAAGCCAAAAUACUUGAUGCUAUACAUCUCCGUGAUACAUGUAAAGACAGGCGAUCAACAAUUGUCGCGGACGUCGGUGCUAAUCUAGGUGAAUUUGGACUGUAUGCUACGGCGUGCGGUUGCUCUGCGCAUAUUUUUGAACCAGAUAAAACCAUGAUCAAACUGAUGUCGAGUACAAUUACUAUGAAUAUAUUUCCAACAGAUGCUGUUCGUCUAUAUAACAAUGUUGUUAGUGAUUUACCAACGAACUCAACUGUCGACUUCACAUCUUCGAAUGCUGCGACAACAAAUUCAAAUAGCUACAAAGUUCAAUCUGUUCAGCUUGACGAUAUUUCAUGGCCAUCGUCAAUUUUUCUACUCAAAAUUGAUGCUGAUAGUUCUGAAUUGAAUGUACUUCGUUCUGGACAAAGACUCUUUCGUGAAAAACGCGUUCUCCAUUUAAUUCUGAAGUAUGAUUCAGUAAAAAAUGAUCAAUCCAAAAAAGAAACAUUAAUACUUUAUUUGCGUCAAACCAUGAAACCGAAACGCGUUUAUAUUUUUCAUCCGACAGAAGAAAAGUUAUAUGGACCAUUGAAAGCCAUUCAUUUCAACGACCUACCCAAGCGCAAAGAUGAAAAACGACGAGUAGUCGGUCUCUAUGCAUCCUUCGAGAAAAACGUAAAUAAAACUCCAAUCAAAGCAGAAAAAUAUGAUGCGGAUGCAUUUUUUGGUUAA
This is a messenger RNA of Rotaria socialis, 783 nucleotides long. Lineage: Eukaryota; Metazoa; Rotifera; Eurotatoria; Philodinida; Philodinidae. The record is from the annotation of a GenBank genome assembly.